Colletotrichum higginsianum IMI 349063 is the source of this 1524-nucleotide messenger RNA. RefSeq names its product FAD binding domain-containing protein. The transcript has 3 exons. Lineage: Eukaryota; Fungi; Ascomycota; Sordariomycetes; Glomerellales; Glomerellaceae. The coding region runs from base 1 to 1524 and encodes 507 amino acids. Gene Ontology annotation, molecular function: FAD binding; oxidoreductase activity. The record is from RefSeq and is a predicted model, not a curated record.
AUGGGACAGAAGCCCAGCAGCCCGUUGGCGACAUGCCUCAACAACGUCUGUGACGGCCGUUCGUCCUGCGUCGGCUAUCCCAACGAUCCCCUCUUCCAAAUCAACUGGGUGAAGCCGUACAACCUUGACAUAGCCGUCGAACCCAUUGCCGUCACCCGGCCAAAGACUACCGAGGAUGUCGCCGGCUUCGUCAAAUGCGCCGCAGAAAACAACGUCAAGGUCCAGGCCAAAUCGGGAGGCCACUCUUAUGCCAACUUCGGCCUCGGUGGCACUGACGGCGCCCUAGUCAUCGAUCUUGUCAACUUUCAGCACUUUUCGAUGGACACGGAUACCUGGCAAGCAACCAUCGGUGGAGGCCACAGGCUGCACGACGUUACCGAGAAAUUGCACGACAACGGGAAACGCGCCAUGGCCCACGGCACGUGUCCCGGUGUGGGCAUUGGCGGCCAUGCAACUAUCGGCGGUCUCGGUCCCAGCUCACGCAUGUGGGGAAGCUGCCUUGACCACGUCGUUGAGGUCGAAGUUGUCACGGCCGACGGCAAAAUCCAGCGCGCCAGUGACACGCAGAACUCGGAUCUCUUCUUCGCCCUCAAGGGCGCCGGCGCCGGCUUCGGCGUCAUCACCGAGUUUGUCAUGCGGACCCACCCGGAACCCGGUGACAUCGUGCAGUACUCGUAUUCCAUCACCUUCUCCAAGCACCGCGACCUCGCCCCCGUCUUCAAGCAGUGGCAAGACCUCAUCUCUGACCCGGCGCUCGACCGCCGCUUCAGCAGCGAGUUCGUCAUGCAGGAGCUCGGCGUCGCUAUCACGGCUACCUUCUACGGCACCGAAGACGAGUUCAAGGAGACGGGCAUUCCGGACAGGAUCCCCAAGGGCAAGGUCUCGGUUGUCGUCAACGACUGGCUCGGCGACGUGGCACAGAAGGCGCAGGACGCGGCCCUCUGGCUCAGCGAGGUCCAGUCCCCCUUCACGGCCAAGAGUCUCGCCUUCACGCGCGACGACCUCUUGGCCGAGGAUGGCAUCCAGGCUCUGAUGGACUACAUUGACGAGGUCGACCGCGGCACGCUGAUCUGGUUUCUCAUCUUCGACGUGACGGGCGGCGCCAUCAACGAUGUGCCGAUGAACGCCACCGCCUACCGCCACCGCGACAAGAUCAUGUUUUGCCAGGGCUACGGCGUCGGCCUCCCGACGCUGAGCACCAAGACCAAGGAGUUUAUGGCGGGUGUCGCCGAGACGAUCCGCAAGGCCAGUCCGAACGAGCUCAGCACCUAUGCCGGGUACGUUGACCCGACGCUCGAGAACGCGCAGGAGAAGUACUGGGGGGCCAACCUGCCGGCGCUGCAGCGCAUCAAGGCGACAUGGGACCCCGAGGACCUUUUUUCCAACCCGCAGAGCGUGCGGCCCGAUGCGAACGCAAAGGACGCCGAGCCAGCGGCGAGCAGUCCCGGCAGUGGCGGCGGCAACGGUAGCAGCGGUAGCAGCAGCGAUUCCAACGGCAGCGAUCCAAAAGGCGGCGACAGCUAG